Galendromus occidentalis (western predatory mite) is the source of this 549-nucleotide messenger RNA. RefSeq lists its product as uncharacterized. The transcript has a single exon. Bases 1 to 549 code for a protein of 182 amino acids. The record is from RefSeq and is a predicted model, not a curated record. Lineage: Eukaryota; Metazoa; Arthropoda; Arachnida; Mesostigmata; Phytoseiidae.
AUGACAACCAUCUCGAACUGGCCCCCUCGGAAGAGCGAGGCUGUCAUGCUCGUCAGGCGGCGGAACGACGAAGGCCCAGACAUCCGAUUGAUGGGCGAGAAGAUCGAGAUCAAAGCUCACACAAAAUACCUGGGACUCAUCUUAGAGCGAAAUCUCACGUGGAAAAUGCACCUCGAGAUCACACUCACUAAAGCAGCGCAAGUCGCAACGAGCAUGGCCAAGAUCCUGCCGAGAACGUACGGUGCGGGCGAAAUUCAGAGGAGGAUGAUGGCUACGGUAGCCGAGUCGAUUGUGAUGUACGGAGCCCCAAUCAGGGCCCCUACAGCCAUGAAAUUCCAGAAGUACAAAAACCUGAUGGAGAAGACCCAGAGAAUCAUGGCCAUUCGAACCACGAGAGCCUAUAAGACGAUAUCAACGGACGCGGUCCUUGUCCUGAAUGACGCCCUGGAGCCUCCUGGCAACGGAACGGACGCUGUUGUACGAAGGGAGGACAAACGAAGAACCCCGGGAUGUCCCCAACAGAGAAGCAUGGGAGCACCCAAACGAUGA